GUCAAAGGCAACAUGAUCCAGCGAGAGAGGAAGGAAAGAAGUGAAACGCCACCAGUCCCACCCAGACCGACCUGAAGAGGAGAUGAAGAAACAUCAGCAUAUGACAGAAUAAAACUUAAAGGAACUGGAGAUAAACAGGAUAACAAAGACAUGACGUCUGUAGAGAAAAAAGCACAACCUGCAAAAACUCCACUCAUGCCUCCUAGACCAUCAGAAGAGGGGAUGAAGCAGAGAAAGAGCCAUCAGAGCCAGUCAGAUGAUGAGGGCCUCAAAGAUGACAAAUCUGCUGAAACCAGGGAGGGAGACAAGACUAAGGUGAAAAAACACAAGCAUCACAAUCCGUUUAUGCCACGCCCUGCAGCCAAGGCUCAAUCUGAUGAUGAAGGGCUGAAAGAAGAAGAAGGGGAUGAGUCCUCAGCCAAAGAAAAGAAAGAAGAUGAAAACGAGGACAAAGCAGAGACCAAAGUCAAGAAACCUAAGAGACACAAUCCCUUCAUGCCCGACCCAAGAUCGGCACAGGACGGAGCCGCAGAGAAUGAAGGUCCUAGGAGGACUUUGUUUGACCAGCUGGAGGACUACCGCAUUAACUCUGCACAGCCUGAAAACAAUGAGGAUAUGGAAAAUCUCAUGGAGUGGUGGAACACGGUGGAGUCAUGGGAAGACACGCCACAAAUUGAUGACAUGACAGAAAAAGAGGAAGCCAAGGCGUUUGCUGUGACGGCUGAGAAGCUGCAGAAGGGCAUCCGUGUCUUUAAUAAGCUGUUCUCAGAACGUGCAGAGAGUCUGUGGCAGCAUGUCAUCGACCUCAACUCCAUCGCUGAUGGCCUGGACAAGUUCAACAAGAACACGAAGAUUGCUCAGAUCACUGGCGGCUCCACCAGCGCCAUUGGGGGUGUGGCCACCAUCGCUGGCCUGGCUCUGGCCCCUGUCACUAUGGGUACUUCACUGAUAGUGACAGCAGUGGGCCUUGGGGUUGCCACAGCGGGUGGUCUGACCUCAGCAGGAGCUGGCAUCUCCAACCAGGUCAACAAUUCAAUGGACCGUAAGAAGGUGGAGAAGAUAGUGGAAGAUUACCAGGAGAAGAUGAUCGACUUGAACAAGUGUCUCAAAUUUAUCAAGCAGGGUAUCGAAAAUCUGCGCAGGUUCGACCUGAUUAAGAUGAGGAAACACGCCUAUAACCGGGACUUUCCUGCGCUCACUGCCAGCUUUUAUGAGGAUGGCGCCAUGGUAGGAAAGGCAAUCCUCAUCAACGCCAAUGAGAUCAUGCGUGUGGUGCAGAUCGCCAAUGUUGCAGGUAGCACAGCAGCCAGGGCUGUUCAGAUCGCCAGUAUGGCCACUGGUGUGCUCACUGGACUCUUCGUAGGUAUGGACAUCUACUUCGUAGCCAAAGACUCUAAAGAACUUAAGAAAGGUGCAAAGUCAGAGUUUGCUGCCAAAAUCAGGGAAGUGGCUACACAGCUGCAUGAGGGUCUGGUGGAGCUCAACAGCAUCCGAGAGGAGCUCCAGGCCACCACAACGCCAGAAAACGAGGACCAGGCUCCAGACAAAGACAAGAAAGACAAAGAGGACAAAUAUGACAGUUCAGAAGAAGAUGAAAUCGACCGCAUUAAAAAAGCCAUCAAAAAGGACAUAGAGAGCAGAGAAUAUGUUUGAACAAAAGCUUAACUGGAAAAGGCCUUAAACUGUGCUGCAUUGUAUUGUCAAGGUUUCAAGGGAACAUUCAGACAGUCACAUCCCCGAGCAAAAUGUUUUCCCUCAUGUCUGAAAAUACCUGAAAACUGAUGCAUUUUUAACAAUUAUAUUCAUUUAGAAAGGAUCACAUAGGAUAAGGUGAUUUUUAACCGAUUAGUUCAUAUGUGUUGACAUAGAUAGUUUGUAAACCUACUAGACAUUUUAUUUAGGGAGAUGUCUUCCUGAAUCUGAUCAGCAUUACACUACUGGAAGUAACUGUGGUAGAAAAGGUUUCAUAUCUGCUUCUCUGGUGACUGUUCCAAAGAGGAAAACUGCCAUGUUGUGUUUGUGGACAGAGAUUUAAACAAAUACUACUGAUGAGAUAUGAAAAGUAGAGUUUCUUCUAGACUUAAAAGUGAGUUAUAUUGAAACACUCUGACUUUUACUGACCUGGUUUAAAUACGAACUGCACAUAAAGGGGAUAUGGUGGAGUGCCUUUUUUUUUUUUUUUAAUGAUGAUGCCUUAUAGAUACAGUACGAUGCAUUAUAGCAUUAGGUUGUUUCCACAUGUUGUUUUUCUGUGUUUCAUGGCUGAUUAACCAAAUCUUUCCUCCAUGACCUCACCUUUAGAGUUAGGAAAUGUUAACUGCUAUGAGAUAUGCUUCAAUGAAGAUCUUGAUCUGACAGUUAAAGUAGAUAGUGUUUUUUUUUUAAAUCUAAAUAAAAUGACAAGUGGCAGAAAAAUUAACCAGUAGAAAAAAAUAGGCUUUAAUUCCACUUUAUUAGUUCUAUGCUGUGAUAAUUAAUUGGAAAAGUUGUAUUUAUAUUCUGUCCUACCAGGUGUUUUCUGUAGUUCAGAUGGGAAAAUAUUUGUUAUUAUACGAAGGAACAUAAAUCUCUCUAAAUAUAUAAAGCUAUAACACUAAAAGACAAAGCAAAUCUCAAAGAUAAGAACCAGCAGGAGUUUGUCAAGCUGUUUCUCAUUUCCUUUCCUCAGAUCACUAUUUUGUAGAUUUGAUAAGUCUGCACACUCUGAGAUUUGUUUAACAAACCUCUUAUUUAUUUUUCACGUCUGUUCCGGGUGGGUUUAUUUAUUCAGUUAUAUGUGCAAUAUUAAAAUAUAUCGGCCAUAGACCUCUGUUUAAUAAAUGUAAAUGGGAAACUAUUGUUAAAGGUCAAAGACAUAUUUUGCCAAUCUAUGCAAUUUUAAAGGCCUUUGUUGCAGGUGAGGAAACACUACGUUUACCUGUGCUCCUUCUGUGCGCUGCUGAAGUGGUGUUUGCUUAGUUGAUAACCUGGGUAAACUUGUUCAGCAAAUUGUCCUUCAGCCUGUCUCCUUAAAAUUUUCAUGACUAAUGUAGACCUACAUGGAGGUUGUUGCCAUAAUAAAUGAUUUCAAACUUUUAAUGUUUUACCAGUUAUGAGAGAAGGGUUCACUUUUUUUAAUGUUAGUGUUGUAUAAAAUUGGAAAAAAAAAAAUCAAUAAAAAUAU
This is a messenger RNA of Sphaeramia orbicularis (orbiculate cardinalfish), 3163 nucleotides long. RefSeq names its product apolipoprotein L, 1 (gene apol1). The coding region runs from base 151 to 1653 and encodes 500 amino acids. Lineage: Eukaryota; Metazoa; Chordata; Actinopteri; Kurtiformes; Apogonidae. The record is from RefSeq and is a predicted model, not a curated record. The transcript is spliced from 13 exons. Gene Ontology annotation, biological process: lipid transport; lipoprotein metabolic process. Gene Ontology annotation, molecular function: lipid binding. Gene Ontology annotation, cellular component: membrane; extracellular region.